Alosa sapidissima (American shad) is the source of this 3101-nucleotide messenger RNA. RefSeq lists its product as uncharacterized. Gene Ontology annotation, biological process: positive regulation of double-strand break repair via nonhomologous end joining; positive regulation of isotype switching; negative regulation of double-strand break repair via homologous recombination. Bases 182 to 922 code for a protein of 246 amino acids. The record is from RefSeq and is a predicted model, not a curated record. NCBI's taxonomy places the organism in Eukaryota, Metazoa, Chordata, Actinopteri, Clupeiformes, Clupeidae. The transcript is spliced from 2 exons.
CUCCUAUUCAGAAGGUGGCGGUAAUGCACCUAAAAGCUGUUUGCCAACCGCCAAAGGAAAAAAAAGAGGCAGGCAGCAACAACAACAACGCUACGGGUAGAUCACAGGAAGCUUACUCCAAAUGACAAACUGAAUUGGCACAGCUCCCGACUGUCGGUCGCCACAAAUCAGCCUAAUUUGAAUGGAUGUAGUGUUGCACUACAAGAAAAAUGGUCCAAACGAUAUGGUCACAGUUGCUGAGAGGGCACUAGAGGAUUUCCCUCGCCGUGUGCUGCCCACCUUUAGGCCAUGGUUUCCUACGCAUGAGGACCAAUACCUGCCUAUCAGACCUCUGAAGAGAGCCCCAAUUGUUCUGGCGGAGGACUUGAAGGGGUUGCUUUUACACCAGCCGUCUCCGGAGCCAUUGGUGUCAUUUACUGAACCACAGCCCAUUUCUCUGUGUAGAGGGAACAAAUGUCUUACCGAGAAGCCUCAGGUGACACUUUUGGAAUGUGCAGAUGAUUGCGACUAUGUCAAGACGUCAGAGGAGAAUGAAAACACAACCAAGAGGUUUAGGCGUUCAUGGAGUGUCUUCGCCUCAGGUGCAAAAUUCAGCGAGAACACUCAGACACUUUCUAAACAGUUCCAAAAGCUUAUUGAAAGACACGGUCUUGAACUACGCCAAAGAGCCAAAUGGAUAAUUGGUGAAGUGAACUGUGGACCGCGCCACAUAGAAAGUGUCUGGGCAAAAAUAACUCGGGCUGUGCGGCAAUCCAAACUCCCAACAUGCAAUGCAAAUUUUCAGAGAAAUAUAUCGCAGAUAUGGGUGUUCUGCGAUGUAAUUUAUGGAGAAUAUAUUGGGAACUUUCUCAAAAAAGAGUUCCAUCUGAAUGGACAGCUAAGUUUUGCCGUUCAUAAACAUGGCAACAUAUUCAGUUGUUAGAGCUGAUUUGGAGUCUCUUUGUGAACGGUUUGAAUGAAUUACAUAUUGAAAAAUCAAUUAUUUAUCAAUUAAAAUAUUUAUACUUUUAAGGUUUCUGGUUUAGUUUGAUGUCUACCUAAUUGGGACGUAAUCAGAUGCUGUGUAAAGUAUGCUUGCCACAGAGAGAGCACCUGUAACAAUGAUUUUUCAAAGAGAUGUAUUGUAUAUAAUAAUUCUUCAUUAUUUAAUUAGAUAAAAGUAUGCAAAAAACUUUUUUUUAUAAAUAAUUGAUAUUUUGCCUAGAUAGCAAUCAACAUAAGGUUCCGUUUCAAUAUAUGGGAACAAGGUAAUUUAUCGCCUGGGUAACACUGGCUGUAAGAAAAGAUCCCCUCUGAGCUCCAGAACAUUAAUGGAUAAGGGAUAGAAUUGCUUUACAGAACAAGGUUAUAUAUUUAGGGACCUAAUUUACAGCUCCCUUCAGAAUUAUAGGCACCCUUGGUAGAGUUUAUCCAUGGAAUUCCCCACUUUUUAUCCAUGAAGUUUAGAUCAGAUGACUUAGAUGGCAAUGGCAGAAGCUUGAUUUUGUGUUCAGUAAAUCAUUUUUGGUUUGAUCUGGACAUGUGUUUUGGCUCAUUGACCUGAUGAAUGAUCCAAUCAUGACAAUCUGGAGUUCAUGAUGUAUGAAUAAUGUUCUCAGGGCCUUAAUAAAAUAAAAACAGCCACACAAUAUCACAUACCUUUCACCAUAGUCAUCAUUAGGCAUGGGGUUCUUUCAGUAUAGUUAUUCUUAUAUGUAUACCAAAUCCACCUAGAGUGUUUCUUGCCAAAGAGAGCAAUUUUAAUUUAAUCUGAUAAUAGAUCAUGACUCCAGACAAAGUCACUCUAGCAUUCAGUCAUUUCUCACAUUUACAUUUGUAAUUAAAUGACAGGGAAGGCAUUUAGAGGCAUGCCCUCUAAAUAAUAUUUUAAUACUGAGGUAACUUUUGAAGAUUCUUUUGGAGACUUGGUGACCCCAAAGUUCUUCCUGUAACUCUCCCAUAGUGAUUCUUCUGGAUGUUUUGCCUCUCCGACUCACUGUAUGUGGGCAAGAUAAACAUGGAUCUUUGUCCAAACAUGUUCAUCACAUUUACAGUGUACAGUUUUAAAAUAUUAUUUUCACUGUAAAUAUAGCCAUUCCCUGGCCUACAAAGGUCAACGCACAAGAUUUUCUAGGGGCGCCUAGUUACAUUUUUUGUUAAAAAAUAAAAAAAUAUUUAUUUAUUUAUGAGAUGUCUUUCUGAGAAUAAAUUAGCUUCCUUUGAAAGUGGGAUUUUUCCUCGUUUUCAUUGUGAGAUUACCAUAAAUUACCAGGGGUGCCAAUAAUUAGGAGGGCACUGUAAAUGGCAAAGUCUAAAGUCUAGCUAAAGCUAAUUUAAUAAUGAGGCAAAACCUAUUUGAAUUCACAGUAAAUCUAAUCUAGUACCAAGACCAAGAUCUGAAACAGAAACAUUGGUUGUCCAGCUCAAUGCUCCCACAUGCCUCAGGAUAGCUUUAGUUCAUGUACAAGACAUUUUUCACAUUGAGUGACUUUGUACAUUGCCUGCCAUUUGAAUUGCAGCCCCAUAUGUUUAUAGCUUUGUGAAUGUGGCUAGAGUGAAAAUGCUGAGCUAAUAAAUUCUCUGCAGUUCAUGGGAUCUAAGGUGGUCUGUUAAAUCAGAAGUUAGAGUGUCUGUUGGCAGCAAUCAGACACAAAUAGACUCAAGUCUCAUUACAAAAGUCAACAGUAACCUCUAACUGUGUCUGAAACUAUGGCAUAUUUGGUCAGGAAAGUCUUUGAAAAUAUGUUUUUUCUAAUGCUUUGACAUCCAUUGAUAACAUUAACACAUGCAUAUAACAGUGAUUGCUGUUGUUGGUAUCACAUACUGACCUUCUGACAUAUCAGAUACAGACAUACUCUGAUAUCUAAGCUAGAAUCAAGCACAAAAUGAAAGAAUGAGUAGUAGGUAUUGCAUUAUGCAUUGAAUGUAGAAAGCAAAAUGUGCAUUGUUUUGUGCAUUGCCACUCACAAGAUAAUUCUCCCCUCUGAUAGUAGUGGGCAGGAAUGAUGUCCUUGUCCAUUAUACUAUGUUGCUGUGUGUGCAACAAUACAUUCUAGGGCUCCAGUGUAUCAUCCAGUCAUCUUGCUAAUCAGUUUUGCACUCUAUUGUUAUCCGAUUUCUUC